AUGGCGUUCGGGUUUGGCGGCGGCGGCGGCUUCGGCCAAAACAACAAUAACAACAAUCAAGCCGGCGGGUUUGGUGGAUUUGGUAAUACAACCGCGACGCCAGGGUUCGGCUCCACUGGCAACAAUGCAUUCGGCGCAGCAAACAACGCAAAUACCACUGGAGGCGUGUUUGGCGGUGGCGGCAAUGCUGGGUUUGGGGGAGGCAACGCAGGCGGCUUCGGGGCCGGUGGUUUUGGGGCCAAACCUGCCUUCGGCACACCGACUACUAGUAGCGCUACACCAGGAGGACUCUUCGGCAGCGGAGCCACGACAGCGACAGCAAACGCCGGAGGAUUCGGCGGUGGAUUUGGCGCAGCAAAUAACAACCCGAGCACGCCCUUCGGCGGCGGUGCUACUAACUCCCUCUUCGGUGCUGCGAAACCGGCCACGACUGGCUUUGGCGCCGGUAACGCAGGAUUUGGUACCACUACCAAUAGUGGUAUGUUUGGUGGGGGCAACGCUGGUGCAGGUGGCUUUGGCGCUUCGGCCAACCCGGGCAUCGGUACCAACGUCGGCGACCCUCCCGGCACGGGCGGUGUCCCGUUCGCCGCGACAGUGGAGAAGGAGCCCACCAGCAGCACGCAGAGCAACUCGUAUCAGAACAUCCUCUUCAUGGACGCCUACAAGAAAUUCUCGGCGGACGAGCUUAGGCUAGCAGACUACCGCCAAGGCAGGAAGACCGGAGGUACCGGUGGCACCGGGGCGUUUGGAGGCACCAACUUUGGCGCUGGAGGCAAUGCUUUCGGGGCUAACCAGGGCAACGCUGGGUUUGGUGCUAACGCUGCUGGUGGUGGUGUGUUUGGGAACAACAACCAGCAAGCGGCGGGUGGGUUUGGCGCGGCCAACAACAACGCAGCGGGCGGCUUCGGUGCGGCCUCUGGAGGAGGCGGCCUCUUCGGCAACAAGCCCGCUGGUGGUGGGCUAUUUGGGAAUACCCCAGCUGCCCAGCCUGCUCAGACCGGCGGUGGACUCUUUGGUGGUGGUGGUGCUGCCUCGAAUGCGUUUGGUGGUGGUGCUACUACUGGGAACGCCGGCUUUGGCGCCAACAACAACGCCGCGGGGGGUGGCUUGUUCGGAAACAACAACAACACUGCUGCCAAACCCGGCGGCUUUAGCUUUGGCAACACCGGCGCUGGCACCACUGGUGCUACCACGGGCAACGCAUUCGGCGGGAAUACCCUUGGCACGACGUCCGGCGGCUUUGGCGGACUCGGCGGCAACGCUGCAUCGGGCGGUGGUGGCCUGUUCGGAAACGCCAAUCAAAACAACACAGCUGGUGGCGGUCUGUUUGGAGGCCAACAACAGCAGCAACAACAGCAGCAGCAACCUGCUAACUCAGCAUUUGGUGGAGGUGGUGGUUUCGGAGCGCAGACCCAAAACGCAGGUGGCGGCGGCUUGUUUGGGAACCAGGCACAGCAACAACAGAAGCCCGCCGGCGGCCUUUUCGGUGGCACGGCCACGACGAACGCGACACCCGGCGGUGGUCUCUUUGGUGGUGGUGCUAACACUGGCGCUACGGCCGGCUUUGGUGCAGCAAACACGGCACAAAACGCAGGGGGCGGCCUCUUCGGAGGAAACAAGCCGGCGGCCACUGGUGGUGGUCUGUUUGGCGGUGGUGCCACGAACCAGGCCGGCGCGACUGGUGGUGGACUCUUUGGCGGCCUUGGUGGUAACACCCAAACGCAGCAACCCCAACAGCAGGGUGGUGGUCUCUUCGGCGGACUUGGUCAGAGCACGCAAGCCAAGCCGUCUCUGUUCGGCGGCUCGACGACUGGGGGUGGCGGUCUCUUUGGUGGCCAGCCCGCACAGCAGCAGCAACAGCAGCAGGGCGGUGGUUUGUUCGGGACCACCAACAACCAGCAGCAGCCGCAGUUGGGCAACUCUCUCCUCGGGGCCUCGCAGGGCCAGCAGGCGCAGCAGCAGGCGUUCAACGCUAGUAUCCACGACAUCUCUGCGUAUGGCGCCGCUACGCUCUUCUCGGGGCUUCCGGACGACAAGGUGCAGAACCCAGGCCCGUUGGCGACACCGCUGUCGGGCAAGUCCAAGGUGAAGAGCCGGUCGAUUCUGCCCAUGUACAAGUUGAGCCCGGCCAACGCCUCGCGCCUGGCUACGCCGCAGAAGCGCGGGUACGGGUUCUCCUACAGCGCGUACGGGUCGCCAGCCAGCCCGUCGAGCGCGUCCAGCACACCCGGCGGGUUCUCGCAGAGUCUCCUUCUCGCGGGCAACGCCAACCGCGGCCUGAGCAAGAGCAUCUCGGCCAGCAACCUGCGGCGCAGCUUCAGCGUCGAGGACAGUAUUCUCCAGCCGGGUGCCUUCUCGGCCAGCUCGGCCUCUCGCCUGGGUAACGGUAGCGGCCACAAGAAGCUGAUUAUCAACAAGGAGGUGCGGAACGACCUGUUUGUGUCGCCGACCCCGGAGAAGCUGGCUAUUGAGGAUGCCAGUGGCCCACGCAAGCUGACGAAGCGCGUGAGCUUCGAUACCAGCACCGAGGCAUCGACUCCCACCACACGACCUGCCGGCACGCUGGAGAACAGCAGCAACAACUCCGGCACCGACGAGCAGCAAACCAAGUCUAAUGGCACCAGCAGCACUAACGGCACUAACGGCAUGAAUGGCGCCAAGUCGCCCUCUGUCACGGUUACGGCUGCCGCUGCGCAGGUUGAACCGGUCAAGGGUAAUGAGCUGGCCAUCGUUCCCGAGGAGGAGUCGCCGGUUGCUGUGCGCACCGAGAAGCAGUCUGGUAACGGUUCGUCCUCGGUCGAACCGGGCGGCUACUGGACAUCGCCUCCGCUAGAGGAUCUCCGGGCCAUGAACCGGGUCCAGCGCCAGCGCGUUCCGGGCUUCAUCGUCGGCCGCGAGAAGGUCGGCAGUGUUGCGUUCCAGGUCCCCGUCGACCUCAGCAACAUCAACCUCGAUGAGCUGUUUGACAACAUCGUCAUCCUGGUGCCCCGCUCGGCCACCGUCUAUCCCGUCGCGGCUAAGAAACCCCCCGUCGGCAAGGGCCUGAACGUCCCGGCCGUCAUCUCGCUGGAGCACUCGUACCCACGUGGUGGUCUCGCCACCGUGGGUCGCCGCCUCGAGCGCCACAUUGAGCGUCUCAAGACGGCCAUUCCCGACACCAAGUUUGUCAGCUACGAUAAGGAGAUGGGUGUCUGGACAUUCUCAGUGGAGCAUUUCACAACCUACGGUCUAGGUGACGACGAUGACGAUGACGAUGACGAGACCGAAGCCGAGUCCGUCGGCGCUCGCGUCCGCGUCCGCAAGCAACAACUGCUCUCCCGCGCGGCCCCGGCCGUAUCUGAUGUUGUAGUCAAGAAGGACUCUAGUUCCCCUUCCAACCCCGACGACACAUUCGAGUUCAAGCGUAGCCGGCGCGCGGUCCCGGGCGCUUUCGACGACGACGAUGCCGCGCUGUCGGACAUUGAAGAGGCUCCCCAUGCGGACGCCGGUUUUUCGCGUCAACAUCAACGUCAGGGUACGCUGUCGCCUGAGCCCCAAGAUGCCGAUGCCCCGCUGCCCUCGCGGGAAUGGCCUGAAGAUGAAAGCAUGGCUGACGGACCCGAUGAUUACCAGCUCGAAGCCUAUGAAGAGGGGUCUCAGCAGGGAUCCGUCGUCGACGAUGCCGGCUAUUACAACAACAACGAAGCCUACGACUACCCCAACGACAGCUACUACGAGGCACAGGUCCCUGCUGGCAUCAUGAGGGCGCGCAUGCGGGCGUUCAAAAAGUCGCAUGCGCCGACGCGGAUUGAGGUGACGGGUGGAGACGAUUGGACGCAGAUCUUGCAGGCGAGCGUGCGGGCGCCCAGGACGGUGGAUCGGGCGACGUUGCGCGCGCUCAAUGAGUCGGGAGCGGUCUGGGAUGAUAUUGAUGAUAAUAACAAGGAGAAGGGCCAGGAUCAGGGCAGCCCUACUGCUGCCCGACAGAGGAGGAAUGCGGCACCUGUUGUGCCGGAUGGCGCGGGGUUUGCUACGAGUAUCGAUUUGAUGAAGUCUCUUUUUGAGCAGGCGAAGGGGCCUGUUCCGUCGCCGCAGCAGAAGCAGCACCAGCAGCAGUCGUCGCCGGCGAAGGGUUUCGUGAAGUGGCCUUACCAGCAACGUCCCAAGGUUGAUCACCCGGAGGAGGGCCCCACCAUUCCGCGCACCAACUGGGGUCCCAACGAGCUCCUCGUCACUGCUCACCUCGGCGAGCCUAGCCUGCAGCCUGUCGAUGGCGACAACUUGGCAUCUCCCACCGAGAAAUCGUCGGCUGCGUCGCCUGAGAACUUGGCUCGUCUUCAGCACUACAUCGACAGCGUGGCGGUUUGGGACGGUCAGCACCAGGUGGUUAACGUCAACGCUAACCAGGAGUUCCGCGACCUGGCCCAGGGGGAUGUAGCUUGGGACCUAGCCUCGCUGCUGUUCGACGAAAACGGGUCUAAGCUGCCCGCGUUCUGGCGACAGUUGGUGUCGGAGGCCACCGACCGCGCGCUGGCGCAGCCAGGGCUGGGGUUUGAGGAGAAAGCAAUCCUCGCGCUCGCGGGUAAUCGCGUGGGCGAUGCGUGCGGCCAUCUACUUGCCGCGGGCAACUUCCGUCUCGCCACUCUGGUGUCGAAUAUCGGUUUACAGAACAAGGAUAUCAAGGCGCAGCUGUCGGACUGGCGCGAGUCGAAUGUGCUGGCCGAGUUCUCGCCGGCGAUUCGCGCGCUGUAUGAGUUGCUGGCCGGUAACGCGAGCGUCUGCGUUGGGGUCAAGAACGUGCCGAUCGAGAACCGGGUGGACUCGUUUACUAUCUCGGGGCGCUUUGGGCUGGACUGGAUGCGGUCGUUCGGUCUACGUCUGUUCUACACCACCGGCUCCACAACAUCAACUACCAACGUAGCCGAAGCCGUCCGUUCAUUCCAAGCCGACAUCGAACAAGGCCGCGAACCCGAACCCGACAGCAGACUCUGGUCCCUCCUCAAAGCAUUCGCCACGCAAGACUUCGACUGGGCCGACAGCCCCCGGCUCGGCUGGCUCAUGACCCGCGCCAUCUACGCCACGGGCAAAGUCUCCUUCGGCCAGGACGCUGCGGAGAAACUCGACAUGGCAUCGCUGUCUUUCGCUUCGGCGUUGACGGUCCACCCGCACUGCCACUGGGUCCCGGCUACAUUUGUGCUGCUGCAGUUGUCUGAUGCUGCCUCGCGCGAGGCGGCUGUGCGGGACCAUCUUGGGAGACAUGCCCAUCGUAUCAGCGCUCCGCCGCGGAAUAUUCCCAGCAACAACAAAACCAACGGCGACGGAAACAAAGAAAACACAUUCACAGCCCUCCUCACCCUCGGCGUCCCCCCGCCCUGGAUCUGGGAAGCCAAAGCCCUCGACUUCCGCGCCCGCGGCGCCUCACAGCAUGAGUUUUUGGCACUUGUCUGGGCUGAGAACUAUGUCGAAGCCCACGCGGCAUUUGUCCACCGUGUUGGUCCAGACCUGGUCAUUGCGCGGUCUUACACCCGGUUGUUCCGUUUCGCACAGCUGUUGUACAAAGUCCGGGAUCGGAUUCCAGGGUGGAAGAGCGGUGGCGCGGUGGUGUUCUUGUUAUUCCCCAUGGCUCGGGUCCAAUCUCCCCAGAAUGGUCCUGCUACUACUACCGGGAAGGGUGGGAAAGGAAGGGUGAGAGUAGUAGACAAAUUCGACGAACAACUACUCGACGGGCUGGUCGCAUUGCGCGCGGAGACGCAUGGGGAUAUCAGGCAGGAGGCGGCGAUUGCGGAUAUGGCGGAGGAGUUGAUUCGGUGUCGCGGGGGGGAUGCGAGGUUGUUUGGGCUGUUGCCGGGGGAUGUGAGGGGGAGGUAUGUGAGGGCGCAGGCUUUGGAGGGGAUUCGUUAA
Messenger RNA from Dichotomopilus funicola, 5880 nucleotides. RefSeq lists its product as uncharacterized. The transcript has 3 exons. Gene Ontology annotation, molecular function: RNA binding; structural constituent of nuclear pore. Gene Ontology annotation, cellular component: nuclear pore; nuclear pore cytoplasmic filaments. Gene Ontology annotation, biological process: telomere tethering at nuclear periphery; post-transcriptional tethering of RNA polymerase II gene DNA at nuclear periphery; protein import into nucleus. NCBI's taxonomy places the organism in Eukaryota, Fungi, Ascomycota, Sordariomycetes, Sordariales, Chaetomiaceae. The record is from RefSeq and is a predicted model, not a curated record. The coding region runs from base 1 to 5880 and encodes 1959 amino acids.